GACAGAGAAGGACAAGAAUCUUCCGAGUCCGUAUCUCGUCGUUGAAAGUGGCGGUUGGGUAAUAGUGAGAAACAGCAUGAUGGUGGUCAGCACAUGCAAGAUGCAAAUUUACAAAUUUCCCUUCGAUGUUCAGAGCUGCAACCUCUCUUUCAAGUCCGUCAUACAUUCUGCUAAGGAUAUAAAGCUUAUUCAAUUCGAAGAAUCCUCGUGGAACGAAGACUGGUCUCGCAAGAAGAUGCAGACCCAGUCAGAGUGGCUGUUCUUGGACAUGACCAUCAACAACAAAACUGUUGACAAUUUUGGCUUCAAUCAAAGCAUAUUAGUUUACACUAUUACCAUGAAGAGGCGGUCCGCCCUCUACAUCGUCAACUUCCUGCUACCGAUCCUGUUCUUCUUGUUUCUGGACUUGGCCUCCUUCAUGAUCUCAGAAAGGGGGGGGGAGAAGCUCAGCUUCAAGGUCACUGUGCUGCUUGCCGUCACCGUGAUGCAGCUUAUUCUCAAUGACAUUCUGCCUUCCUCUUCAGACAGGAUUCCUCUUAUAGCGGUCUACUGCAUUGGGAGUUUUUCUUUGAUGAUGCUGAGCCUCCUGGAGACAAUGUUAGUGACGCAUCUGAUGGAUAAAGACUCUGCAUCUCAAGACAACGAGGUAGAUAAAGACCAAAGACUGAGUGAGGAAUGUGGAGACAAAUAUGGGAAAGUCAGCUUCCACAACAACGUCGCUCAGAAACCUGGUAGCAGCAGCCAACUGACGGAGGAGUCCUUUGACUCUGACAAGAUCUCAGAUGAGCUGAGUGAGGCGGUGAAAACACUGACUCUGCUCCUCCACAGCAGGAAGGAAGAAACGAAGCCUGGCUACUGGACCAGAGUGGCUAAAAUAAUCAACAAAGUUUUCUUCAUUUUAUAUAACACAGCUACCAUUGUGUUUUUAUGUUGUCUGUUUUCCAAAUGGAUGGGUGCAGAACAUUAA
This is a messenger RNA of Anoplopoma fimbria (sablefish), 967 nucleotides long. Its product is annotated as 5-hydroxytryptamine receptor 3A-like. The record is from RefSeq and is a predicted model, not a curated record. The transcript is spliced from 6 exons. Gene Ontology annotation, biological process: monoatomic ion transmembrane transport; signal transduction; regulation of membrane potential. Gene Ontology annotation, cellular component: membrane; synapse; neuron projection. Lineage: Eukaryota; Metazoa; Chordata; Actinopteri; Perciformes; Anoplopomatidae. The annotation marks the transcript as partial. Gene Ontology annotation, molecular function: neurotransmitter receptor activity; transmembrane signaling receptor activity; extracellular ligand-gated monoatomic ion channel activity.